Molecule: messenger RNA, 3726 nt
Organism: Coccinella septempunctata (seven-spotted ladybird)
Lineage: Eukaryota; Metazoa; Arthropoda; Insecta; Coleoptera; Coccinellidae
Product: kazrin
Exons: 16
Coding region: 125-3310 (1061 amino acids)
Molecular function (GO): protein binding
Source: RefSeq, a predicted model, not a curated record
UUUACAGAUAAUAUUUCGAGUUGUUCAGGAUGUGGACGACUAACAUCGGAACGCAGUCUGCAACGCCUCCAUGGCGAUGCUGAUGCGUCUUCCCCUUACAGAUGCAUAGGUUAACCCUCGCAGAAUGGUAGAAGAACACUCGGCCAACCUCACAUCUCGGAUAAAUUCCGAUUAUCCCAAUACUAUUCCUGCUCCCCUAUCGAGCCCCUCUUCACAAUUCGACAAUCUGAAACUGUCGAACUCGUCCUCGGAAGCCCUGGACUCCUUCGUAACGCCCUUGCUUUCCGCCGAUAAAGAAAGAGAUACCACUAGCGAUUUGGACGUAAGAACUGCCGUCGGCGAGCUCAAGAAAGAAGGUUAUCGCUCCUCCAGGCCUAGCUCUAUUGAAUCGCGUCGUAGCAAGUCCCUGGUGAAUGCUAGUUCCGCAUCUGUUGACUCAGGUGAAGAAGCGAAACCAUCCAAAAGGGACGUGAAGAAGACUCGGUCAAAUCCGGUGAGGUGUAGUGAAGCACAAAACGUUUUCAGUGAUAGAGUUAGUGACUACAAGAAUAAUAUUAUGACGGUAGACGAAAACGCUAGUCCCUUGAAGGAUAGAUCUUCGCCAGAUAGUGGAGACAGGUUGAGUAAAACAGGAUCUCCAAAACCAGGAUGUAGCAGUCAUCCAGAUGCUGAUUCAUCCUCAUCCCGCUCUCCACGCAGCAGUGAUGGAAACCAAGAUGAAAUGUCUUCGAUGCUGUCAUCUCCUACCUCCUAUCCAAAAUCGGCGCUCACAAUUAGGAAAUUGAGACUGGAAAAUGAACGCUUACAGGCUGAACUCACUAGACUACGUAGAUUGGUCGUAUCAGGCGCUACCUCGGUACUAGCUGACAAAAAAACGCCAACAGAAAGUAAUGCCGAUCCAAAUGGAAAAAUCCACUCCUUGGAAAUGGAAUUGCAACUGGCCAAAGAGGCUUUGCUGACCUUGAAAUCUGAUAGAAGGCGGCUGAAAGCUGAGAAAUAUGACCUGCUCAACCAAAUGAAAGACUUAUACGGAACUUUGGACGAUAAAGAAAAGGAGCUACGAGAUUUCAUCAGGAACUUCAAUACGCGAGUAAGGGACACGAACAGUUCGGUACAACAACUAUCUACCGAAAGGGAAGAGCGUGAAAGAGAACGUUGGAGUUUGUUGCGGCACGCUAGAGAUGAGGCUGAGAGAAGUUUAUCUCUAGCUGCCCAACUUAAUGCCAAAGAGGUUCAGCUUCAAAUAGCACAAGAACAACUUCAGGAGGCCCGUCGACAACUUGCUUCUAGCGGCUGUUUAUCGGAUCAGGAAUCCUUGGCAUCGCUUCCGCGCCACGGUAUAAAUGGCGGAGCGCUAACCCCUGGUUCGGGAGGUCUCAUAUCAGGACACCACGGCCUAGGUUUGAUUUCAGGAGAUCGCGGUAGUUGCAGCGCUGAUUCUGGAGUCAGAAUUAGCUCGGAUCGUGAAAGCGGUGCUACUUCCAUAGCUGGUAAUCUUUCGGAUUCGACAACGGAUGGAACACCAACUAUCACCAUAGAAGGUGGAAAUAUUGACGCGGAUUCAGUGUCCAUAGUAUCGUCGUUACCGCCUCCGCAUAUGUACCAAACUAUUUCAACUAAAGACUGUAGUCCAACUCUAUCUCCACUAAAUGCUAACAAUUUCUCUAGAUCUAUUGACACAAGUGUUUUAUCCAGAUCUGUGGAACAACUCAGUUCGCCGAUAGAACCAGAACCAAUUAAUAUUAGCCGAAGACCAAAACAACCGCAAACCAGAACUACUGGAGGGCGGGGAGGAACAUGGGGUAGUAUUUCUCGAGUGUUCGCUCGUUCAAGGCAUAGAAAUAAAGCCAGCUCCCUUCAAGAAACAAGUGAACACGUUUUUGAGCCUUAUAGAAGCUGGUCUCCACUAACGGAAGAAGGCUAUGCCGAGAAGUUAAGAUUGCUUAGAGAAGCGUCCACAAUACCUAUGGAGCGAUGGAGAGCUCCUACGGUUUUAGCGUGGAUGGAGAUUGCUCUAGGAAUGCCUCAGUAUGGUGCCAGAUGUGCUGAAAACAUAAAGAGUGGAAAGAUUGGUCCUUUGCAUGGCCAGGUGCUCUUAGAGCUCAGUGACCUGGAACUGGAAUGUGGACUCGGUAUAACCCAUCCAAUGCACAGGAAAAAGCUACGACUCGCCAUUGAAGAGCACCGGCAUCCUUCUCUGGUGAGGUAUCCAGCCAUAGCUCAGUUAGGACAUACUUGGGUUUCCAGUGAAUGGUUACCUGACCUAGGACUGUCUCAGUAUGGGGAAAAUUUCUCAUCCAAUAUGGUGGACGCGAGAAUGUUGGAACAUCUGAGUAAAAAAGAACUAGAAAAGUACUUAGGAGUUACGAGAAAAUUCCACCAAGCUUCUGUAGUCCACGGCAUCCACUUGCUACGAAUAAUGAAGUACGACAGGCAGGCUUUGGCAGUAAGGCGUCAUCAAUGCGAGACUAUGGAUGCUGAUCCGUUGGUAUGGACCAACCAUCGGUUCAUCAGGUGGGCAAGAAGUAUCGAUCUAGGAGAAUAUGCUGAUAACUUAAAAGAUAGUGGCGUGCAUGGAGGACUUGUAGUACUUGAACCCUCGUUUAAUGGAGACACUAUGGCAACAGCUCUGGGCAUACCUGGUAGCAAAAGCAUAAUAAGACGUCACUUAACUGCCGAAUUGGAAGCUUUAGUUCUACCUGCAAGAUCCACACUUGAACACUAUGUUCGCCUAAGAGCAAAAUCACGUGUUCCUGGUGGCUCCCUGGGACGAACCUUCUCCCGCUCAUGCGCAGGCCUAACCGCCCCCCACCCACCCUCCGUUCUAAGUAGAGAGCAGCAGAUGACUGAGACGCGAAGGAGUACCAUAAGGGGUUCCAUAACACGAGCUCUCGGUCUGUCUAAGACAAAAUCCGAACGCGAUAGAGAAAAGCAUUCGCCCACCUCAAGUUCCGAAAGUUCUUCGAUAAGAAGCAGGGCCAGUCCCACCUACUUCUACAAAUCAUCUCGCUCCGGCGGGGAGUCCCCCAUUUAUGCACAACCCUUCGCUAAUCAACAACAUCCAUCAGCUGUGUACAAUAGGAAAUCGGAAGACUACGAUAUUUAUCUCAACAGAAGAUCGAUGGAGGAUUACGAGGUCAAAAACCCACAAUUGUUGAAGACUGAUAGGGAUUCUACCCAUUCUGCGAAGUUGAAUCCCUUCGAAACCUACGUUGGCGGCAAGCCGCAUCACAAGCCUAGGAAACAACAUAGGAGAGUGAGGAGCAUAAGCGAUAUUGAUGCUAUAAAUAGUGAACCAUCGCCAACGUAGCAUAUGGAGAAUUCAAAUCAACGAUAUGAGUUACACUUCUAAUCUCAAUUCACGAUUAUUAAGGCUUAUUUAUUUAAUUUAUGAUUGAAUGAACUAUGGUCCAGCAGAAAUAUUUUUUGCAUUCCAGAUACUUAACAUCAAAGAUCUUGGAUGAAUGGAAGAUCAUUGCAUCAGGUUCUUUUGUGCUGGUUUUUAUGAAGAUUAAUGAAAGUAUGAUUAGAAUAUAUGGAACUGCAGAAAAAUUUCUUCGACGUUUGAAACUAACAGAAAAUCAUGAUAAUCUUUAAUUUUUGAAGCAGAAUUUCCAUACAUUUCGAACAAGUGGAUAAUUUUGCGGAUACAGGGUGAGUCUUUGACUCAUACAAAUAUCUCAACAGUAGAUACUUGAGGACAGAAGAAACACUUUUAACUUUUUC